AUGCUUGCUGAUCGUUCUUACAAAUCCGAACAACUUCGUAUUAACGCUAACACGAACCAUUCCUCCUUCAAUAAUAGUUUGGGAAGCAACCAACUUUUCUUACAUGGCUAUGACGAAGUUUUCUGCGUCGAUACCGAGGAAGAAGCCACAACGUCAAAGUGUCGUUUAGGAAAGGAGAAACAGAAUGGUCACACCUCCCUCAAAACGCCACCUAUCCUCGCACAACGUUGUUUUCUGCCUUCUCCACUAGAUUUAUGUGGUACCACGAGGUUCACGUUUGACGCUCAACGUUCAUUCUAUUUGAAUAAACGUACACCCCGCUCCCCCAGGAGUCCCGGUGAGCCGUCGAAGGUGGAUUCGACCCCUCUUUCUGCGCCUCCUUCGGAUAGUACUCACCCGGCCUUCCCCCGACAGGCUGCCUUUUCCUCAUCAGGCAGUCUUCUAGGUGAUCUCUGCGGUGUACCUCUCUUUUUCAUGCCAUCUCUCAGUCAAGUAGACCCGCUUACAGGUUCCAUUGAAGACCCUACCAAGCAGGUAAAUGGAGCACCUGGACCGGAUAUACCUCCUGUAUCAGAGCCUUGUUCCCAAUCCUCAGAUGUCACUCCUGCAAAUAAUGCACCUCCGUCUAAUUCAAGUUCCCUCCUGCUAUCAGCACCUGCGAGACGGAGAUUGUCCGCCGCGAAGAAUUCCAAAAAGUCUGCUGCCCUUUCUAAGCAUACCACCAAUUCUGCUGUCUCUGCCGGAAACCCUAACAGUGAAACCCAAAAGACAUGUAACAAUGCAGUCAGUGAGGUAUACACACCUAAGAAUGCUCCCAAGACUGCUCCUCGUCGUUCAAAGGAAAAGAGACCCGAGCCCUCAAAUGACGUAGACACUAGCCCCACAAUACCCAAGCCCCAAGAGUGUGCCGACGUUCGCGUUCCUACUGAGCUCGUAAAACCGGACUCUGUCUCUCUCCCCGUUUCUCCCGAGCCAGAAGUAACUGUCAAUACGGCCACCUCUGACUUGGGUGAAUCAGCCAGUAGUGGUAGUAUCGGCGAUGACAGUGACUUCACCGUUGUCACCAAUAAGAAGACCAAAUCCCGUCCUAAACAGGACAGAUGCUCGACGAUUCCCACUUUUCCUCUACCUCCGAGGAGUCGUCGCGUGGGAGUGCGCGCUCCAAUG
Messenger RNA from Dibothriocephalus latus, 1167 nucleotides. The record is from the annotation of a GenBank genome assembly. NCBI's taxonomy places the organism in Eukaryota, Metazoa, Platyhelminthes, Cestoda, Diphyllobothriidea, Diphyllobothriidae.